Ruditapes philippinarum (Manila clam) is the source of this 2071-nucleotide messenger RNA. RefSeq lists its product as uncharacterized. Gene Ontology annotation, molecular function: metalloendopeptidase inhibitor activity; protease binding. NCBI's taxonomy places the organism in Eukaryota, Metazoa, Mollusca, Bivalvia, Venerida, Veneridae. The coding region runs from base 203 to 1033 and encodes 276 amino acids. Gene Ontology annotation, biological process: negative regulation of endopeptidase activity; negative regulation of membrane protein ectodomain proteolysis. The transcript has 7 exons. The record is from RefSeq and is a predicted model, not a curated record. Gene Ontology annotation, cellular component: extracellular matrix.
ACUGUAAUGCCACUAGUCUGCUGGAUUCUGAUGAUUUUGAAUCAACAUUUCUAACGCUGUCCGUAUAUAACUGUGACAGUUCUGCUGGACUUUAAAUAUUAUUGCACACAAAAAAACAACUAAUCGAAAUAUUUGGAAGCAUUGAGGUGUGAGAAUCGAUUUUGAAGUUAUAACUAUCGCAACAAAUUAAUAAGGAAGCAAGAUGGCGAAUAAAUCAUAUAUUUUACCGACUGGUAUCCUAUUGCUGGCUGUCCUACCUACAGUAUUUCCCUGUUCCUGCAAACCAAACCUCAAAGCAGACGCUUGCAAAUCUGAUUAUGUAAUAGUUGCAAAGGUUGUCGAUGAGCAACAGAUGACGUCACAUAUGAGAUCGGUUUCUCGGUAUGGAUUAAACGUUUCAAACGUCUUAAAGACCAGUGAGCAAUAUGAAGGGGCAGAAAAGGUCAUACAAACAAAAUCGGGAGGACCUGCUGGGUGCGAAGUUCGAUUGAAGACCGGUCAUACAUACUUAUUUUCAGGUCAUGUGGGUAAAUUUGAGGAUGAAGGAACUACUAAACAGUUUCUGGAAGUGCGGUUCUGCAACUAUGUAGAUUUUGAGGACAUGGCAAAAAACAAGGAACUAGCUGACGAUAUAAUGGAUAUGAUUGAAAAUCCACCAGCAUGUGUUGACAAAUUGGACUCAGUGCCAAACGAUGACGAGCCGUCCUUAGCAUAUAGUGUUACCAACGAACGGGACUUGAACAGCUUGGCAAAGCUCAAUUGGGGUGAUUCGUCACGUAAAAGCCGCGCAGAAAGAGCAGAAAAGUUGACUGAUCCCGUGUCAUCUUUUAGUUUGACUAAAAGAGGCAGAUGGAAUCACCCAUUCCUGAAAAGAUGGAGUAACCCAUUCCAGAAAAGAUGGAGUAACCCAUUCCAGAAAAGAUGGAAUAAUCCAUUCCAGAAAAGAUGGAAUAACCCAUUCCAGAAAAGAUGGAAUAACCCAUUCCAAAAGAGAUUGAAUAAUCCAAACCAGAAACGAAUGAAUAAGUCAUAAACAAACAAUUUCUAUAGUUCUAUUUUGAUUGUUAUUACUUUUUAAAUCAUUUUAAUGCAGUAUUCAAGAAGUGUGUUACAUAUAUACCAUUUUUGUUGCUGAGUUUAAAUUGUGUUUAACAAAAUAUAGCACAAUUUUAGAUUAAAGGCACAUUAUGCAUCAGAAACGAAUAUUUUUUCUACUUAAGAAAAGAUAAACAUGAAUUGUAUAACGUUUAAAUAACGGUUGUAAAGUACAAUAGAUGGUUAACAAGUGAAGAAAGAAGCAGAAAAUGUAAAAUUUGUCAUAAAAGUUGUAAAAUGUAAACAAAUUAGUACUAGCAUUUCCAUACGAAGUACUUAAUCACUAUACCUGUACUAAUCGCCAAAACGUAACAGAAGCUGAGGGUGACGAGGAUAUUUAGUUAUUUAGUAACUUUCACGAAAAGAAAAUGAAAUCAUUUCUUAGGCAUGAUGGGCCUUUAAUUACGGAAAAUAUAACGCAUAUAUAAAAAACAAAUAAUUUGAUCUGACUUUUGAAACUUUUUUUUUAAGUGAACAGACUAUAUUGUAAACAUUUAUUGUUAUCAGUUAUUUUACAAAGUAAAAGGUCCACCGGGGUCCAAACCCUAAAAAAUGAACUACUUACACAGAGCAAUCGGAACAUUAAAACAUAAAAGUAUUCAAAAUAUAAAAAUUUAGAAAUAUACGUUAACUUCUCCUAAAGGUGUCAUCUCGCCAACAUUUACUUCCUUACAACAGCCAGUUACAAUUCCCCUCGAUAGGUUUUACUAUUUAAUUUAGCUCCUACCAACGGUUACCCCUCAACUCCAGUCAACAGCCAUUUGUUUUUCUAGGAAAUGAUAAAAUACCUCUCGAACGGUCAGCAAACUUUUUGCCUGGCUGUCCUAUUUUUACCUUAUCGGAUUUUCCCAGUGUUUUCUACAAAUAAACCAAUGUAUGUAAGUCAUACUGUGAAGGACAUGAACAACGUAACAAAAACUUGUAACAUGUUUAUUGUUUUAUUUAAGGAACGAGCUGAUUAAAUGCUGUACUUGUA